Aspergillus udagawae is the source of this 1194-nucleotide messenger RNA. RefSeq lists its product as uncharacterized. NCBI's taxonomy places the organism in Eukaryota, Fungi, Ascomycota, Eurotiomycetes, Eurotiales, Aspergillaceae. Bases 1 to 1194 code for a protein of 397 amino acids. The transcript has 2 exons. The record is from RefSeq and is a predicted model, not a curated record. Gene Ontology annotation, molecular function: flavin adenine dinucleotide binding.
AUGAAACGCAGUGAACGCCCAGAAUCGCCCAGCUUGCGUUCUCUUCCCCUUCACUGCCGAGGAGGUCUCGUAUGCCGUGCGGCAGUUGAACAAGUACCCCAAUACUCAGUUUGCGCUGAAGUCCGGGGGCAUAACUUCAACGCCGGUGUGUCUAGUACCAAUGGUGGUGUAUUGAUCUCCUUCAACGAAAAACUCUUGUCGGUGACUCGCCCGGCCAGCGGUGAGAGCUUCGAAGUCGGCCCAGGUGCGCGGUGGGGCAAUGUCUACGAGAUAGCUGAUAAAACAAAUUAUGUGGUGGUUGGAGGGCGCUUGGCCAAUAUUGGAGUUGCGGGGCUUACCCGGAGGAGGGCUGUCGUACUAUUCGGCGCAAUAUGUGGUCUUGGGCAACGGGGCCAUCAUCGAUGCAAUCGCACCUCUCAUUCCAAUCUCUGGUGGGCAUUGCGAGGAGGCGGCAACCAGUUCGGCAUCGUCACCAAGUUCACGUUGCAAGCCCAUAACCUCGGCGACAAUGGACAAGUCUGGGGUGGUAUCCGAUCGUACUCCGCCGACAAGCGACAAGAAGUAUUCAAGGCCAUGUCUACCUUUAUCCGAGUUUACCCAGACGCCAAAGCCGCUGUUAUUCCCACCUUUACCGUUGGGUCGCCAGACGCUAUGGGCUCGAAUCCCACGGUAUACUUCUUCUAUGAUGGCUCCGCACCUCCCACAAACGCAUUCUCCCGGCUAGAGGAUGUCGAGCCAAUCCUGGACACCACAGCGACAACGACCUAUGCUAAUCUAACCAACCAAGCCGAAGAGGAUAGUGCAUAUGGACUCAGCAUGGGUCCUCGGAUGAACACUUUUCCCAGCAUGGAGCCUGAAAAGGCUAGCCGGCUGCUCGAAGCUCAUUUUCAGCUGUACCAGAGUCGGGUCAGAAACAUCUCAAGCAGGAAUAUUGACAUUCAGAUGGGUAGAUUCACACCCCAGCCUCUGUCAGUUCGCAUCGCACGCGCCUCCACAGAUCGAGGAGGGAAUGCCCUUGGGUUAGACCCUGCAAACGGUGAUCGAAUCGAGGUGGAGAGUGACCUGAUUUGGAUCAAUCCUAUCUGCAAUGAUGCGUGUCCGGCAUAUUUUCGUGAGAUAGCAGAUCAAGCCAUGUUGAAUUUCACCAACAGCUUUGAGGGUGAGAAGCCGACGAACUAUCAUUCGGCAAUAUAG